This is a messenger RNA of Durusdinium trenchii, 406 nucleotides long. The record is from the annotation of a GenBank genome assembly. NCBI's taxonomy places the organism in Eukaryota, Dinophyceae, Suessiales, Symbiodiniaceae.
GCAGCGCCCAAGCCGAAGAUCACCUAUCAAGCGAGGAAGGUUCCGAAAAAGAGCGCCCAGCAAGUAAGGUCACUUCCGAAGAAUGAGGAAGAGUAUGGAAGAGUUCAAGACCUACGCUGGAAGAUCAUGAAGGACCGGAGCCGGAUGAACAUGAGACGUGGGGUGAAUGGAGAGCUGAUGACCCCAUGGAGAGGCGGUAGAGUCGAGGAUGAAGAGUGGAUGGAAGGUGAAAAUGUAUAUGAGGAGGAGACCAACCGGCAACUUGAGGAGCAUCAGUGGGCAGCUUAUGACAACAUCACCCCGGAACUCGAGAACCCGGACGAGCAAAAUGGGCCGGACGAAGAUGUCGAGUGUGGAGAAGUAGGGGAAGAAGAGCUUCAAGGAGACUACUGGGAGUUCAAAGACG